This is a messenger RNA of Tetrahymena thermophila SB210, 963 nucleotides long. RefSeq names its product tesmin TSO1-like CXC domain protein. The transcript has 4 exons. Gene Ontology annotation, cellular component: nucleus. Lineage: Eukaryota; Ciliophora; Oligohymenophorea; Hymenostomatida; Tetrahymenidae. The record is from RefSeq and is a predicted model, not a curated record. Gene Ontology annotation, biological process: regulation of DNA-templated transcription.
AUGAAAUAAACUCCAAAUAAAGCUAAAAUAAAUGAAAUAAUUAUUGAAGAGAAUUAAGAGACAUAAUAAAUAAAAAAUGAGAAUGAAAUUCAACUGAGACAAUUAGACUUCACCACUAAUUAGUCAUUCAUUAUCACUCCUCAAAAAAGAAAGCAUAAUGUUUGUAAUCUGAUAAUUUAGUCUGAAUCACCUCUAAAUUCGCCAAAAGCUACAAAAUAGUUAAAUUUAGAAGAAAACCAAGAUAAAUAAAUAACUAAUGACUUUCUCAUCUAAAAAAAUAUAUAAAAUUAACUAAUUUUAGGUGACAUAAACUCGUUCGAAUAAUUUAAUCAAAUUCAUUAUAAUAUUUUCUAAUUAAAAACUUCAACUCUACUUAAUUUGAAGUGUUAAGAAAACUCGCCUUAAUAUUUUAUUAAUUCUAGCGCAAGCACCACAAAUAUUACUCCAUAAAAAGAUAAAGAAUUAGAAAUAAAUUUUGAUUAAGAUAAUAAUUUAUACUAAUUUAAAUCAAGCCAAGCAUCACAAACUCCUACAAAAUUAAUUUCUUUGCAAGAAUAAACGAGCUCACAAUAAAUUUCUAGUUUUACAAAAGUUCACGUAGAUACUGAAUGCAACUGUCAGACAACUUAAUGUAUAAAAAAAUAUUGUUCUUGCUAUGCAAAUAAUAAUUUCUGUGUACCUUCUAUUUGUAAGUGCCAAUCUUGUAUGAAUACUUUCUAACAAUCUUAUAAUUCCACUUCAUAAAAAAAGCCAAAGCUUAUUUCAUCAUAAAAAUCUCUUUCAUAAGAAAAUGCAACAAUAUCUUGUACCUGCUAAAAGAGUUUCUGCAAAAAGCAAUAUUGUGAUUGCUAUAAAAGCGGUAAAAAAUGUUCCACGUUAUGCAAAUGCUAAAAUUGUUUCAAUCAAGGGCAAAAAGAAGUUGUUUAGAGAUUAGAUUUUAAUUCACUACCAGAUUUUGACUGA